CUGAGGACGAGUAAACAGAGGAGGAGAUCUCAUUUGGCUCCUGAACUGUUGCAGCACUCAAUUCAGCUACAAACACACACACACACACACGCAUUCUCUGACUUACUAGCUUCCACACACUCGCACACACACACGCAUGCACACAAAGCGGUGUCAGAGGGUGUCAGCGGCAGGAGGUCCUAACAAUCCCGGACCGGUCAGGACUCGCAUCCACCAGAAGUGACUGAGCAGCACCGAGAACAGAAGAAGAAGAAGUGGAGGCAGUGGAAACGGGUGCGGAGGAUAAACGUCUCUUCGUGCUUGUUGAAACCCCGCGACUGAGCCCCGAGCAGAUUAUGGAGAACACAUGAGGAAACGGGAGGAAGCUGCGGAGACUCUUGAGGGGAAAAUGUCGCUGAUUAAGAACUGUGGAUAUUUCUAGAGGGGAAGUUUAGACCCUUGAACUUUAGGGGAGCGCGGAAGAGGAGGUCAAACGCGUGCAGACGUCAGACGGAGCGAAAAAGGAGUCUGUGUGAACCUGCCUCUCGUUUCCUGUUGGGAGUCAGCAGGCAGCUCCUCCUCAGCAUGGCCUCCGCCCGCCGCCUCUUCUCCUUCCUCCUCUUCUCCUGCCUGGUGACUCGGCCCGGCCUCGCCCAGGACCCCUCCGUCGCCGCGGCGACGGCGGCCGAAGCCGACCCCUUCGUCGCCCCCGGCCCGCCGGCCAACCGGACCGCCCCCGGCGCCGCGGAGACCACCCAGAGCCCCCCUCCAGAGACGGGCCUGUCCACUCCCACCAGCGGCGGGGACGCGGACGACGAGGACGUGCCCCCGAUUGGUGGGACCCGUUGCCAGGGUUACUACGAUGUGAUGGGCCAGUGGGACCCGCCGUUCAACUGCAAUGCUGGUGUGUUUCUGUACUGCUGUGGUACCUGCUUCUACCGCUUCUGCUGCCAGUUCCGCCAGCAGCGCCUGGACCAGAGCAUCUGUUCCAACUACGACACGCCCAUCUGGGCCAACACCGGCAAACCCGUGGCCACCAUCACCGAGGGCCAGGGGGACCUGGACCGGGACCGCACGCAGCUCAUCGUCUACAUCAUCUGUGGGGUGGUGGCCAUUAUGGUCCUGGUGGGAAUCUUCACCAAACUGGGCGUGGAGAGGAGUCGCGGAGGGAGCGGGGGAGCGGCGGCGCACGCGGACCUCAACUCCAGAACACUGACAGACCUGCUGAAGCAGCAGGGAGGGGAGGGGAGCGCGGUGGAAAACGCAGCUGCCAGCUCACCAAGCGGAGAGAGGGCCAACGGCGUCUCAGCUCGGAUGCUGCGCAGCAGGAGUGAGCAGUACCAUCUGAAUAACUCCGCUUAUGGGCAGUCUGGACAAGGGCUUCCACACCCGCACAGCAACCACAGCGCUGUGGGACUCAACAAAUACACCUCCCUCAAGGCUGUGGCUGACAGCGCCUCUCGGAGCUACUACAAGAGCUACCCGCUCAUGGACUUCUCCCACUACCAGCCCGUGGCCCCUCCCGCCUUCCACCCGGUUCCGGUGCCGCCCAAGGAGAAGUCCUACAUGCACCAAACCCUGGCCGCCCGCCGCGACCCCCGCGCCCCGCUCUCCAUCUCCAUCCCCCCGGCCCACCUGGAGCACCCCUGCCUCCCCAAGACCCCCGCGCACCCCCAGCCCUCCAGCUCGGCCUUCAAGGCCUGGGAGCCCACCGGCCGCCACGUCCACAGGCAGACGUCCGUCCCGGGGCACGGCUCCUCGGCGCACGGCUCCUCCCGGAGACACGGCUACUCGACCAGGAGGCAGCAGAGCAUAGAGAACAUGCCGGACCUGUUCGGCCAGGCGUACGGAGGGGGGGCCGCGUACGGGGGGGGCGCGGGGCAGGUGCAGCGGCAGCAGGUCCAGGCGCAGUAUUCGUCGCACCCCUCCUACUACCACCACGCCCGGCAGAAAAGCUACUCCACGCACAGCACGACUGAGGUGACUGUUUGAGUGAAGGCUGCAACUGAAAGCCAUGUUUAGAUUCAAGGGAUAAAGGGAGAUCUUUCAAUAAGAUCCAUUCGAGACACCACACAACUGAACAAGAAAACGUUUAUAAAAAGUUGUAGAUGAUCUGAUGUGUCAGUCAUAGAAACUAGAGAUUUUAUAUUAUAUUAUACUGUAUAUUUAGCUUAUAUGGUUUGAAAUGUGUCACACCUACAGGAGUUUGAUCUCAGGUUCAAGUCGAGUGUCACGGCAAAACAUUUACCUGAACAGGCAACAGGCUAAACUGUGGAACAACUCUGCUCAGCUCAGCGGCGGUGACGCCUGUUGCUGUUUUUACACUUUACUUUUUUGUUAAAGGUUAAUUUUGUUACUUUUAGACGGUCCUAGUCUAGUUGUGUCGUUGCUUUGAGUUUUUUCCAACUCGGUAAAACACUGGUGGCUGCAUAUUUAGCGUACUCACAUGAGGAAUUCAUCAGUGGUGAAGGAAAUACGCUUCGCUUUGCUUGUCAAACAUUGUCAACGGGUUAGAAAAGCAGGUACAUCUGAGCAAAAAAUAUAACUUCCUCCAUUGUAAACACCAACUUAACCAUAAGUUUGUGUCUAUUAGAAUAAUAAUCACACUCAUUGAAUUAUGCCCAGGUUAUCUAUAUGACCUACAUGUACAUGUGAAGGCUUCUUCUUCAGGUAGAUUUCUCCUUAAUUUUCUUCCUCUGGUCCUCUUUUGGUUCUUUCCUCAUUCCACCUCCAUGCGCUGCUCUGGCCUCACUCGUUUCUCUCCCACCCUCAUUUGGCCAUAAAGCACUUUGCAUUCAGUGGCAUGAGGCCAAGAAUUACAGGGACAGCAUCCCCGGGGGUCACAUUAACUCGACGGUGAGGACAAUGCCACCAUCAUGUCAGCCCUCAUCAGCCUCCAUCCUCACUGGAAAGAGGGAGAGAAGGAACGAGCGGAGCAACAUGAGGGCCAAAGGCGGGGACUCUAUAGAAAUCAGAGAAAGGGAGACGAGAAAAUAGAAAAACAAACGUACGGGGCUGCGUGUUUUCCUUCCUCGGGGGCAGCACAACAAAAAGGAGUCACUGCGGAUCUGGCUCUCUCACUACUGAGCUGUCUGGGUUAGAACUCCGAGUGUGAGGACAUGCGUGGAAGUUUGUGUGUGGCUUACAUCCCGC
Molecule: messenger RNA, 3132 nt
Organism: Betta splendens (Siamese fighting fish)
Lineage: Eukaryota; Metazoa; Chordata; Actinopteri; Anabantiformes; Osphronemidae
Gene: shisa8b
Product: shisa family member 8b
Exons: 5
Coding region: 565-1971 (468 amino acids)
Biological process (GO): regulation of AMPA receptor activity; regulation of short-term neuronal synaptic plasticity
Cellular component (GO): postsynaptic density; postsynaptic membrane; AMPA glutamate receptor complex
Source: RefSeq, a predicted model, not a curated record